GGAAACAACAACUGCCAAGCUAUGAUCCAUCCAUUCACCCCUAUUCUCUAACUUUCUACAUCUUGCAUUGCUAGUCGUUCUUACAUGUUCCUGACCAUCUUCGUGCAGCAAUGGCAUCAAAGUACAAUAAGCUCUUGGGAAAGCAUGUUCUCAUAAUCGGCGGUUCAACCGGAAUUGGCUUCGCCAUUGCAGAGGCCUCCAUUGCCAGCGGUGCCAAUGUCACAAUCUCAUCAUCGUCACAAGACAAGCUCUUCCAGGCUGUUGCAUCUCUCCGAUCAUUUGUUCCGGCUUCUUCUCAACAGAAGGUUCAAAGUUUCGCCGCCAAUCUCUCUGGUUCGGAUGCUGAAGCCAAUCUAGAGGCUGUAUUCGAACAAGGCGGCCCAGUCGACCAUGUCGUAUUCACGGCAGCAGACUCGCUCUCCCUCAUGAUGCUGCAAGAUCUGACGCCCGACAAGAUUCUUGCUGCAUGCCAGAUGCGUCUUGUCGCCCCGUUGAUGGCAGCGAAGGUUGCUGCAAGAUACCUACCCAAGAGCAACGGGUCCUCUUUCAUUAUAACAAGCGGCUGCGUGGCCCAUAAGUCAAACCCGGGAUGGUCCAUCGUCUCUUACUUCGCAGCAGGCCUGCAGGGUAUGGCAAAGCAACUGGCAGUUGAGCUUAAGCCAUUGAGAGUCAAUGUUGUUGCACCUGGGUAUGUCGAUACAGGACUAUGGGACGGCAUGAAACCCGAGGAAAAGGAAGAAAUGGUCAAAAGAAUCGAAGCCUCGAUGCCAACAGGGAAAUUUGGUAGAGUUGAGGACGAUGCUGAGGCAUUUCUAUGGUUGAUGAAAGACCGAAACGUCACUGGAACCGUAGCAGCGACAGACAGUGGAGUCAUGAUUGUUUGAUUCUGUUAUUGAAUAUAUGCUGGGGCGUGUCCUGAGAAAAGCAGAAAACACCUACUACCCCCCUUAGAGCCAAUGUACAAGAGCAUGUUUAGCGCUGACUGUUCUGGAGGGUGAGCCUUCAGCUCGGGGGAGCAAUGCUUCUUGUUGUUUACCUUCAAAUGUCUAGUAGCGCCGCAGUUAGUUUUUGGCUGUAGUUAAAGAAC
Messenger RNA from Colletotrichum navitas, 1087 nucleotides. RefSeq names its product short chain dehydrogenase. Lineage: Eukaryota; Fungi; Ascomycota; Sordariomycetes; Glomerellales; Glomerellaceae. The record is from RefSeq and is a predicted model, not a curated record. The transcript has a single exon. Gene Ontology annotation, molecular function: oxidoreductase activity. Bases 111 to 884 code for a protein of 257 amino acids.